Molecule: messenger RNA, 909 nt
Organism: Vittaforma corneae ATCC 50505
Lineage: Eukaryota; Fungi; Microsporidia; Nosematidae
Exons: 1
Coding region: 1-909 (302 amino acids)
Biological process (GO): fatty acid elongation
Cellular component (GO): endoplasmic reticulum
Source: RefSeq, a predicted model, not a curated record
AUGCUGGUUGAGAUUCUAGGCAACUAUAAGAUUAAGUUCGUGCUGGCUAUGCUGUUGAGGAUCAUGAUAGUGCUUCCCUUUACAUACACGGCUUUUGCACUAAUGGCGAUAGUUAUUGUCUAUAGCUACUCAUUUACAACCAAUCGCUUUGUCUGGAGCUCCCUAAGCGACAAGUUCGUUCUUGUCACAUAUGCAACGACGGAGUUUGGUGCAGCCCUGUGUGUAGCACUGGCCAGAAAGAAGAUUAAAAUGAUUUUACUGGACACGAAUGAAGAUAGGCUCCUCAGUCUAAAAUCUAAACUUGACCAAAAUAUAUGUGUUGUUCACAGGGCUAUUGACAUCGUGCAUUGCUCGGAUUUUUCAUUUCUGGAAAAAUACGACAUUGGCCUUGUCAUACAUCAAAUAGGAGGUAGUGAUUCCGUGCCUCUCCACUUUAUUGAGCAAAACAUUGAUCAGGUACUAGAUUCUCAUCUAAAAGCGCCUUUAAAUCUUGAAAAAACAGUCAUGAUAUCAAUGGUUGAGAAGCACAAGGGGUACAUAGUGAACAUUGGGUUUGGGCACUCGUGUUUGCCCUCUCCUCACCAUUCUUUGAAUUCUGCAAUAAAGUGUGUAUUUAAGUCGUGGUCUCAAUCUAUGUACUAUGAGAUGAUGCCGUUUAAUGUAUGUGUGGAAUAUCUGGAGAUAGAAAAUAUGGUUGAUAGUAAAAGUAUAGAUAGAUCUACAUGUUUUACCCCCACUGUGGAGACAGCUGCCAAGUGGGCUAUUGCUACUCUGGGCAAUUCAUACUUUACAGUUCCGCAUAUUUUCCAAUAUAUUCAAUAUUUAUUUUUUAAUCUGAUUCCAAAGUCUAUAGUUGCAAGACGAAGAAUUAGCAAGAAUGAGGAAGUAAAGCGGAGGAAAGUAGAAUAG